Molecule: messenger RNA, 1230 nt
Organism: Angiostrongylus costaricensis
Lineage: Eukaryota; Metazoa; Nematoda; Chromadorea; Rhabditida; Metastrongylidae
Source: the annotation of a GenBank genome assembly
AUGCCGUCAAUGGUCUCUACAUACGAAGCUAAAAGGCCGUUAGUUUUGACAGCAGUACUGCUUACUAUGAUAUUCGUAUUCAUCUAUAUUCUCAUCACGUUUCCCCGUCUUUUUUUAAAUUCAUCAUCUUCUCUACUACAAUCACAGCUGCCACCGAGCACAAUUCCAAUUCGAUCAUCGUCCAAACAGAACGUGCUGCCACAUGGCGACGACUAUCCGUACCGCUUCGCCAACCAACCGUUCCAUAGGAGACACAUUCCGAGCAUCAUUCAACCUUAUCUAUACCAAGUGCAGCUGAAACUGUUUCUGCCCUGGCGCCCUGGCGUGUCGUUUGGUCAGCUUGACUUCACGCUAAACGGUCUGGCGAGUAUGCAUUUCACUGUUCGUCAGUUUACGAAACGAAUUCAACUUCAUGUGAAACAGCUGAAUAUCACUUCUCUGCGACUCUAUCAUGGCACCGCACGGUUGCACGUCGAAGGAGUCUCUGAAGAACAUCCGCAGCUUCUGGAUAUAUUCUCAUCAUCGGAUCUAUGUCCUGGUCACAAUUACACUGUCAUUUUGGAGUUUCGGACGAAAAUCAACAACCAGAAAUUCGCCGGGAUUUUCUCGGCUCCUUAUAGACAUGGUCCGGAAAAUAGGUUCAAAACGGCCACCCAUUUACAACCGCAAGAAGCACGCAGCCUCUUUCCAUGUAUCGACAGCCCCGAGGCUAAAGCGCGUUUCGACGCUACCGUAAUACAUCCUACAGGAACCUACGCACUGUUUAAUACGAAAGAGGCGAACAUCACGACGAAAGGUGAAUGGACAACGACCACAUUUCUUCGCUCACCGGUCAUGUCCACUUACCUUUUCUCCAUAGUGGUCAGCACUAUGCCUUAUAAGGAAACCUACACGAAGAGUGGAGUUCGGAUUCGCAUUUAUGCUGAAGAAGAAAAACUGCACGAUACCAGUAUGGCCUUAGCUCUAGUACCAAGAUUGCUGGCGUUCUUCGAAGAAUACUUUCAACUACCGUACCCUCUUGAAAAACUAGUCUUCUGCACUAAGUCGCCAAUGACAAGCUCUGAAGGUACAGAAGAUGAGAACGUUAUCGCCAGCAACACCUUCACGGUAGGAACUCGUGCGCUGGCGCCUCUAGUGUUGCUGGUCACAAGGAGGUUUGUUGACCUUGUUCACGACCGCGGAAAUUCGUCAGAAUGGACAGCUGAAAGCGAAGACAAGAAAAUUUAUUAA